Molecule: messenger RNA, 1677 nt
Organism: Solanum verrucosum
Lineage: Eukaryota; Viridiplantae; Streptophyta; Magnoliopsida; Solanales; Solanaceae
Product: BTB/POZ domain and ankyrin repeat-containing protein COCH-like
Exons: 2
Coding region: 162-1547 (461 amino acids)
Biological process (GO): plant organ development
Molecular function (GO): protein binding
Source: RefSeq, a predicted model, not a curated record
UAAAUAUUUUAACCACACACACAACACAAAACACCAAUCAUACAGAAAGAAGAAUCUCACUCACUCUCUUUUUUUCUUCUUCAUCCAACACUACUUUCAAAACUAUACAAACAUGAACUAAAACCUUUUACUACUAUAGUUUAUACAUAGCCAAAAAAAAAAUGAGUAGUAAUCCUGAAGAUUCCUUAAGAAGUCUAUCUUUAGAUUAUCUCAAUCUCCUCAUCAAUGGUCAAGCUUUUAGUGAUGUUACUUUUCAUGUUGAAGGUCAUUUAGUCCAUGCUCACCGUUGCGUCCUGGCAGCACGGAGUCAAUUCUUCAGGAAAUUCUUUUGUGGGCCGGGCUCUCCUCAGUCCGGCCCACAACUCGGCCCGGUUAACGGGCUGAGAGAUACUGGUUCACCGUCAUCAGUAGUGAUACCGGUGAACUCAGUAGGAUAUGAGGUGUUUUUGUUGAUGAUGCAGUUUUUAUACAGUGGACAAGUAUCAAUUGUGCCACAAAAACAUGAGCCAAGACCAAAUUGUGGAGAGAGAGGUUGUUGGCAUACACAUUGCACCUCAGCCGUUGAUCUUGCACUUGAUACACUCUCAGCCGCUAGAUCUUUUGGUGUUGAACAACUUGCUUUGCUCACUCAGAAGCAAUUGGCAAUCAUGGUAGAAAAAGCUUCAAUUGAGGAUGUGAUGAGAGUUCUAAUAGCAUCAAGGAAGCAAGACAUGAAUCAACUAUGGACUACGUGUUCACAUUUGGUUGCAAAAUCAGGUCUUCCACCUGAAAUGUUGGCCAAACACCUUCCCAUUGAUGUUGUAGCCAAAAUUGAAGAACUACGCCUCAAAUCCAACCUAGCACGUCGAUCCUUAAUGCCACAUCAUCACCACCACCUCGACCUUAGCUCUGCAGCUGAGCUCGAGGACCAAAAAAUCCGUAGGAUGAGACGAGCCCUUGACUCAUCCGACGUUGAACUUGUCAAGCUCAUGGUAAUGGGAGAAGGGUUAAAUCUUGAUGAAUCAAUUGCAUUACACUAUGCAGUUGAAAAUUGUAGUAGGGAAGUUGUGAAAGCGUUACUAGAGCUAGGUGCAGCGGAUGUUAACUUCCCUGCAGGUCCUGCAGGGAAAACUCCGCUGCACAUUGCAGCUGAAAUGGUGUCACCAGACAUGGUAGCUGUUCUAUUAGACCACCAUGCUGAUCCCAAUGUACGAAUGUUAGAUGGCAUCACUCCAUUGGACAUUUUACGUACCCUAACGUCCGAUUUUCUAUUUAAAGGAACUGUCCCUGGACAUGUCCACAUUGAACCAAAUAAGUUGAGACUCUGUCUUGAACUUGUUCAAUCAGCAGCUAUGGUGAUUUUAAGAGAGGAAGGGAGCGCGAACAUUGAUCUCUCUUCGACAAAUAUUUAUCCUCCAAAUAACAUGAGUGAUGAUCAUACAUCUAGCACAAGUAGUGGUACUAACAUUGAUUCAAGAAUGGUGUAUUUAAAUCUUGGUGCUGGAGUUGCUAAUACUUCAACUCAUGAUCACCCUUCAUCAAUGUACCACCAUUCACAUGAGUAUUAAGAUUGUACAUAUAUAUUUUGUCUCAACAAUUUAUCAAUUGAGACUGACUAGAAAGGAAAGUCAAUGAUCUCGAUUACUAUUAUAUAUUAAGAUAUAGUUACAUAUAUAUAUACCUUUGCUCUUUAGUGUA